Hibiscus syriacus is the source of this 869-nucleotide messenger RNA. RefSeq names its product dnAJ-like protein slr0093. Lineage: Eukaryota; Viridiplantae; Streptophyta; Magnoliopsida; Malvales; Malvaceae. The coding region runs from base 136 to 507 and encodes 123 amino acids. The transcript is spliced from 6 exons. The record is from RefSeq and is a predicted model, not a curated record. Gene Ontology annotation, cellular component: cytoplasm; nucleus.
UUUUUCCCAAAAAAAAAAAAUCCCCAAUUUCCUUUUCUCUUUCUUUUUAUUUUUCAACUCUGAAAAUUCUGAUAAAAAUUAUUAUGAGGUAUGUAAAUAAUAAAGUUCUGGUUAGCUAUAUCGUUGCAUUUGCAGAUGGAAGGCAAUGAUAACUCCACUUCAAAGGAUUACUACAAAAUUUUGGAAGUUGAUUAUGAUGCAACUGAUGAGAAUAUAAGGUUAAAUUACCGGAAGCUUGCACUGAAGUGGCAUCCAGAUAAGCACAAGAGUGAUAGUGCCGUUACCGCUAAGUUCCAAGAGAUAAAUGAAGCUUACAAUGUGUUAAUCGAUCCUGAGAAACGCUUUGAGUAUGAUUUAACCGGAAUAUAUGAGAUUGAUAAGUAUACCUUAGGGGAAUAUCUUGCCAGAUUUAAAGGAAUGAUUCUUACCUGCAACGGGCUUGGUAUUAGUCAUACAUCAACAUGGACACAACUAACAGGAACAAAUGAAUUUGCUGAAGAAGGUUAGCUCUUAUUUACAAUUUACUAAGAUUGUCACGCUUGUUUCUCAGAACUAUUGGUGAAUUUAAGAUGCCAAUACCCUAUGAAUGCCGGGGCCACUGUCUGAGUAUCUUCCGGUCUUUUAAUCUACUUGUCAAACCCGAAAACAUAUGUCGUCUUCUUCGUAUCACUACAAUCUUUAAUCGAAGCUAGGCUUCUGUAAAAGAGAAUUGUGACGGUGAUGUGAGAUGUGUUGGAAUGAGGCAUGAUUUUGAUAGCACAACUGAAUGUAUAAUUGAGAUAUAUAAUUUAGACGUGCCAUUGUUGGUAGCUGUAAUUAUAUAAAAUAUCAUUUAAUAAUUCAUUAAGAAUUGAUGGCUUGCAAGCAAA